This is a messenger RNA of Guillardia theta CCMP2712, 2442 nucleotides long. RefSeq lists its product as hypothetical. The transcript has 18 exons. The record is from RefSeq and is a predicted model, not a curated record. Bases 1 to 2442 code for a protein of 813 amino acids. Gene Ontology annotation, molecular function: protein binding. Lineage: Eukaryota; Cryptophyceae; Pyrenomonadales; Geminigeraceae.
AUGUACGUUGAAUCUCCCCCCCGUUACUUGAACUACCCGCUGCCUGCACCUCCUGGACGAAGUUUCAUCGACAGCCUCCGGUGGCGGCAGAGCUUCGGACUCCCUGCCUUCGAGAGCCUGACACCAACUCAAAGCAAGUGUUGGCUUCGCUUAGUUGUCUUCUAUGGAAGUUCCCGCUUCAGGUCGACUCAGUCGCCAACGAGGCCCUUGCAAGGUGUCAAGUCAUCGUGCGGGUCCUUCUAUGACAACUGGUUGUUUAUCUGCAGUCUCAAGGUGCUGAACAAUGCUCGGAGCUUCCAAGGAGGCAACGAGCAUCAGGCGGCAUACCGAGAACUCAGGAAGUCCGUCGUUCGAAUGAAAUCGCUAAUACAGGAGGGAGUCUCGCUGUCAUCGCAAGAGGACUGGCAGUUAGGGAGAGGAGCCGUUCUCACUCUGAUCGACUCGUGCAAGUGCUUUGCAUCGAUGAGUCUGAUAGUUGCAAACUUGCGUGGGGAUCACGAACAGGGCAGGAGCAGCAUCUUGCAAGACAGUGCCGAUGCUCUUGCUCUCGUUACCGGACGGAUUGCCAGCAUGUUCAAUGGUGGGAGGUGCUGGGAGGAUGUGGCGAGUCAGGCCGGGUCCGGCAUGGAGCUACUUCAAGGGACCGAGGUGCUUGCUUUCGAUCUUGUGUGGUUGUGCGAUGCCAUGAAUGAGCCUCCCAGAGCUCCUUCUUGGCGCAAGUCGCACUUUGUUGUUUGGAACACAAUCCGUGAAGAUUCUGAUUCAAGUCUUGUUUGCUUGCAUGCGUUGGACCUGAUCCUUGUUUCCCUCUCUACCAUCAUGUACAUGAACAAGCCAAGUACACAGGACCAUGUCAAGGGUCUCCUGCAUAAGCUUCAAAGUCUCACAUGCAAGUUUAUGACCCCAAAGAAUGUCAAGAGGAGGGCAGGUGAGUCUGACACAAUCCGUCAGCUCCUUGUGUGGAGGAGAGAUAGAGGUGCACAACAAACUGGAUCCACCGCAGACGAAGAUGCAGCUGCGCAGCCCAAGAUAUCCUUCCGAUGCUACUUAUCUCUCCUGCACUCCAAGUGCUGCUACAUCCUUGCAUGUUGUCACUUCCUCCAAGGUAGUUUCCAGGAAUCCCUCGAGGCUGUGAAGAGCUCGGACUUACUGCAACCGCACGUGCUGUACCUGGAAGGCUGCCUGAGGCUUCUCUUGUCCCAGGAGUUGGUGCAAGGUGAACUGCAAGCAUCGCACAAGCCCUUGCAGGAAGACGAGGGCAGCGAGGAAAGCAGAGAGGAUGGUCGUCCUGCCAAACGGCAGAGGAAGGAGGGGAAGGAAGAGACUGGGAGGACGCGAGGACGCGAGCAUCUUGUGCGAGCGAUAGAAGCAUUUCGAUCGUGCGAGGCAAAGAAGUAUCGUCCUACUGAAGCCCUCAAUGCAUCUGCUCAGUGCCUCGCGAUCUUGGCCGACAUGUCGAGGAGGUCGAACUUAUCGGAAGGUCGUGACCGCAUGAGUCAGAAAGGAGCAGAGGCAACCAGUGAGCGUCCUGCUGCUUCUCUCAACCAGAGCGUUCCCAUGAAUCACUCGGAUCUAGAAACAAUACAAGAGUUCGAGAAGUGCCUGAAGCAAAGUGACGAAGACGACGAAGACGACGAGGAAUAUGACGAUGGUCGAGAUUAUGAUGAUGAUGAUGAUGAUGAUGAUGACGCCGCAUGGGCCAAGGAGAUGCAAGCAAACUCUUGGCUGCCGCACGCCGAGGAGGAAGCUGCCGAUGAAGUCGCCAUGAAGGAGGAUUACAUUUACCUCCUCCUCUCCUCCGGGGAGCCCGAGCGAGCAUUGCAGCUCUGCCUUCAAGUGUUGGCGCAAGAGCCCAACAGCGUCAACGCGCUCAAGUAUCAGGCUGAUGCGCUUGUCUGCCUCGAGCGAGCCGAGGAGGCGCUACCUCCUCUGGAUACCCUGGCUGCUCUGCUCCUGGAGGCGAUCGACAGCCUGGAGAAGGAGGGAAGAGAAACAGGAGGAGGCGACGAGCUUCUCUCCUCGUACAGAGAGGCUCUUGCUGAAUGCUACAACAAUCACUCCCUAGUCCUCACCUGCCUCAACCAGUCGGAAGCUGCUGCUCUCGUUCUCAACAAGAGCCUCCAACUAUCUCCCAAUCUGUCUGCUGCCGCAUACAACCACACGCUGAUGCUGUGGACGAGGGAGCAGCAUAUGGACGCCAGCUCCUUCUGGCUGAACCAGCGGAGCGUCGGCCCGAGGGGCGACCUUGUUACCCUCCAGCAGCAUCGUGCGCAUGCCAUACAGGAGCUGGAAGCAAGCGAUGCAAGGAUAGUGUCGCACGUUGCGGGCUACUUGACCCCGUCGAUGGUGUACGCCCUCGACGUCAUGGUCUUGGACUAUUGCAUCAGGGAGAUCGAGGACUUGCAGUCUGCGUGCCUGCUAGAAAGUUUCUCACAACCCUGA